UGUGUGCAAUCAUGGCGGACGCAUUUGGAGAUGAUCUGUUCAGCGUGUUUGAUGAAGAACAGUCGGAAUCCAGCAAAAAAGCCACUCCGAAGUCUGCAGCUCAGACGGGGAAAAACCCUGAUAAAGCUGGGAAACAGAAGACUGGUUCAAAAGCUGCAUCUGUCCUCAAAAGAGAUACUGAUAAUGAUGGAGCUGAUGAGGUGGUGCUGGGCAAAAGACAAAAACUGGAAACGGUGUCAGCUGAGGAGAUCAAUCUGUCAGAGCUCAUGCCUAAAGUGAAGGUGGAGCAGGUGGAGACUGUGGAGGGAUGCACUCAUGAGGUGGCUCUACCUGCAGAUGAGGAAUACAUACAACUGAAACCACGGGUUGGAAAAGCAGCAAAGGAGUACCCAUUCAUACUGGACCCUUUCCAGCGCGAAGCCCUCCUGUGCAUCGAUAACAACCAGUCUGUACUUGUGUCGGCCCACACAUCAGCAGGAAAGACAGUGUGUGCAGAGUAUGCCAUCGCUUUGGCACUCCGAGAAAAGCAACGAGUGAUCUUCACUAGCCCCAUCAAAGCCUUGAGCAACCAAAAGUACAGAGAGAUGUACGAGGAGUUUCAGGACGUGGGUCUGAUGACCGGUGAUGUCACCAUCAACCCCACAGCCUCCUGCCUGGUCAUGACCACUGAGAUCUUGAGGAGCAUGCUCUACAGAGGGUCCGAGGUCAUGAGAGAGGUGGCGUGGGUCAUCUUUGACGAGAUUCAUUAUAUGAGAGAUGCAGAGCGUGGAGUGGUUUGGGAGGAAACCAUCAUCCUACUGCCAGACAACGUGCACUAUGUCUUCCUCUCAGCCACCAUUCCCAACGCCCGGCAGUUUGCGGAGUGGAUUUGUCACCUCCAUAAACAGCCCUGCCACGUGGUUUACACGGACUACCGCCCCACUCCCCUGCAGCACUACGUCUUUCCAGCAGGGGGCGAUGGACUUCAUCUUGUUGUGGAUGAGAACGGAGAGUUCAGAGAAGACAACUUCAACACAGCCAUGCAGGUCCUGAGGGACUCCGGGGACUCUGGAGGCAGCAGUGGGGGCAAAUGGGACCCCAAAGGCCGAAGGGGUGGAACCAAAGGUCCAUCCAACGUGUUUAAGAUCGUGAAGAUGAUCAUGGAGAGGAACUUUCAGCCGGUGAUCAUCUUCAGCUUCAGUAAGAAAGAGUGCGAGGCCUACGCACUGCAGGUGUCCAAACUGGAUUUCAACACAGAUGAAGAGAAGAAACUGGUGGAGGAAGUGUUCAACAAUGCCAUAGACUGCCUCUCUGAUGAAGAUAAGAAACUGCCUCAGGUGGAGCAUGUCCUGCCAUUGCUGAAGAGAGGGAUUGGAAUUCAUCAUGGUGGUCUCCUCCCCAUCCUGAAAGAGACCAUUGAGAUCCUUUUCUCUGAGGGACUGCUGAAGGCCUUGUUUGCUACUGAAACUUUCGCCAUGGGAAUCAACAUGCCUGCUCGAACCGUGCUCUUCACCAGCGCACGCAAAUUUGACGGCAAAGACUUCCGCUGGAUCACCUCUGGAGAAUACAUCCAGAUGUCAGGACGUGCUGGCAGAAGAGGAAUGGACGAGAGAGGAAUCGUCAUAUUCAUGGUGGAUGAGAAGAUGAGCCCCGCUGUGGGCAAACAGUUACUGAAGGGUUCUGCUGAUCCUUUGAACAGUGCAUUCCAUCUGACAUACAACAUGGUGUUGAAUCUGCUGCGUGUGGAGGAGAUCAACCCGGAGUACAUGCUGGAGAAAUCCUUCUACCAGUUCCAGCACUACAGAGCCGUGCCAGGCGUCCUGGAGAAGAUGAAAAAGAUGGAGGAGGAGUACAAUUCCAUUCGAAUUCCUAAUGAAGAGAGCGUGGUGACCUACUACAAGAUCCGCCAGCAGCUGGCCAAACUAGGCAAAGAGAUUGAGGAUUAUAUUCACAAACCGAGAUACUGCCUUCCUUUCAUGCAGCCAGGCAGACUAGUCAGGGUAAAAAAAGAAGAUUUGGAUUUUGGUUGGGGAGUAGCUGUCAAUUUCUCAAAGAAAUCAAAUGUCAAGGCUGGCACUGGUGAGCUUGAUCCUUUGUAUGUGGUUGAAGUUCUGGUCAACUGCAGUAAAGACAGUUUGAAGAAUGCGGCCACAGAGGUAGCCAAACCCGCAGGCCCAGGAGAAAAGGGCGAGAUGCAGGUUGUUCCUGUGAUGUUGCAUCUCGUUACCUCCAUCAGCUCUGUCCGUCUGUACAUCCCUAAAGACCUGCGACCAUACGACAACAGACAGAGCAUGCUCAAAUCCAUACAGGAGGUGCAGAAGCGUUUCCCAGAUGGUGUUCCGCUGCUGGAUCCCAUAGAUGACAUGGGAAUCAAGGAUCCAGGGCUAAAGAAGGUUGUUCAGAAGGUGGAGGCAUUCGAGCACAGGAUGUACACACACCCCCUGCACAGCGAUCCCAAUCUGGAGGUCGUCUACACCCUGUGUGAAAAGAAAGCACUGAUUGCAGGCAACAUUAAAACGGCAAAGCGUGAAUUGAAGAGAGCUCGUACUGUGCUACAGAUGGAUGAGCUGAAGUGCAGGAAGCGCGUGCUGAGGCGCCUGGGAUUUGCCACUUCCUCUGAUGUCAUCGAGGUGAAAGGCCGUGUGGCCUGUGAGAUCAGCAGUGCUGAUGAGUUGCUGCUGACAGAGAUGGUGUUUAAUGGGCUGUUCAACGAUCUGACGGCAGAACAGGCCACCGCACUCCUCAGCUGCUUUGUCUUCCAGGAAAAUGCCAAUGAGAUGCCUAAACUGACCGAGCAACUGGCCGGACCACUGCGACAGAUGCAGGAAUGUGCCAAGCGUAUUGCUAAGGUGUCUGCAGAGGCCAAGCUGGACGUGGAUGAGGACACAUAUCUGAACCAGUUCCGCCCGCACCUGAUGGAUGUUGUGUACACCUGGGCCAACGGCUCAUCAUUCUCCCAGAUAUGCAAGAUGACAGAUGUGUUUGAAGGCAGUAUUAUCCGCUGCAUGCGAAGAUUGGAGGAGCUUUUGAGACAGAUGUGCCAGGCGGCCAAGGCCAUUGGAAAUACAGAGCUGGAGAACAAGUUUGCAAUGGGUAUAACGAAGAUCAAGAGGGAUAUUGUGUUUGCUGCCAGUCUUUAUUUGUGAUCCUUCAACACCUAUUUUUGAGCCUUGGAUAAGGUUUCUUUUUUUUUUUUCUAGACAUUGAAAGACAAUUAACAUUGAACAUAAUU
Molecule: messenger RNA, 3211 nt
Organism: Xyrauchen texanus (razorback sucker)
Lineage: Eukaryota; Metazoa; Chordata; Actinopteri; Cypriniformes; Catostomidae
Product: exosome RNA helicase MTR4
Exons: 27
Coding region: 12-3125 (1037 amino acids)
Biological process (GO): RNA catabolic process; maturation of 5.8S rRNA
Cellular component (GO): nucleus
Molecular function (GO): RNA helicase activity; ATP binding; RNA binding
Source: RefSeq, a predicted model, not a curated record